This is a messenger RNA of Liolophura sinensis, 3057 nucleotides long. Its product is annotated as actin-like. The transcript is spliced from 3 exons. Lineage: Eukaryota; Metazoa; Mollusca; Polyplacophora; Chitonida; Chitonidae. Bases 208 to 1320 code for a protein of 370 amino acids. The record is from RefSeq and is a predicted model, not a curated record.
AAAAGCAUGGCGGCCACCUGUAUUAGGGGUGUAAUCUCAACGGAGGCAGUAGGUACAUUUCUAGUGUAGAAUGGGCUGAGACACUGAGCACUACGUUAAAAGUGUUUCAGCCUAGCAUGAGCUACAGAGCGACUGUCUGCGCUGUUGAGAGAGAGAAAACUCGUGUGUGAGUAAGAUUUUGAUUGGAGGGUUUUUCAAUAGUUCGCCAUGGCCGAUGAUGUGUUACAAGCGAUCGUCAUUGACAGUGGAUCUGGAACGACUAAGGCUGGAUUUGCUGGAGAUGACCCCCCACGGGCAGUGAUUCCGUCUAUAGUGGGAAGGCCCAGGGGACAGGGGCAAAAGAGCGUCUAUGUUGGGGAUGAGGCCAUAAGUAAAGCAAGUGCUCUUGCUUUGAAAUUCCCGAUUGAACAUAGUUACAUAUCCAACUGGGACGAUAUAGAGAAGAUCUGGCAGCACAUCUUCACUAAAGAGCUGCACGCUACCCCUGAAAAGCACCCGGUCCUUCUCACAGAGCCACCCAGAAAUCCUAAGGCCAACAGAGAAAAGAUGAUGCAAAUCAUGUUUGAGAGGUUUGGCACCCCGGCUACAUACAUUGUCACGGGGGCCGUUUUGUCGUUGUAUGCUUCUGGACGUACAACAGGUAUCGUGCUGGACUCAGGAGACGGUACCACCCACGCCGUCCCUAUUUACGAAGGACACGCUCUCCCCUAUGGUAUUACGCACAUUGAUCUUGCUGGUAGGGAACUGAACGGAUUUAUUCGAAAAUUCCUCACUGACCGCGGUUUUAUUCUUUCGUCAGCCGAAGAAAGAAACAUAAUCAGGGACAUCAAGGAAAAGCUCUGCUACGUAGCUUUGGAUUUCAAACAGGAAAUGGCCACGGCUUCUAGCUCGUCAUCUUUGGAGAAGAGUUACAAACUUCCCGACGGUCAAGUCAUCACCAUUGGCAACGAGAGGUUCCGGUGUCCAGAAGCCCUAUUCCAGCCAUCCUUCCUCGGUAUGGAGACGGCCGGCAUUCAUGAAACCACCUACAAUUCCAUCAUGAAAUGCGACGUGGACUUGCGUAAAAGAUUGUUCGCUAAUGUGGUCUUGUCUGGUGGCACAACGACGUUUCCCGGUAUUGCUGAUCGGUUGGAGAAAGAAAUCACCUCUUUGGCUCCGACAGGCAUGCGCGUCAAAAUAAACACCCCGCUCGAAAGGAGAUGUUCCGCCUGGUACGGUGGAUCCAUGCUUGCUUCUAUGCCAACUUUCAUGCAGAUGUGCGUCAGGAAAGACACUUACGAUGAAAUUGGUCCUAGCAUUGUCCACAGGAUGUGCUAUUAAAUGUUCACAAUCCUCUUGUUCGAAUCGUAUUGAACUGUUGGGAUUCAACCCAUUGCUUAUAUACAGUUGGUUAAAGCUUGUUGUAUAGGUCUGACAUUAUAAUUGUUUCAAUAUUUAAUCAUUAAACAGGACACCAAAGUGCUUACGUUCUGAGGUCUUCAGAUAACAUCGCCCAGGUUUCAUGCUCUAUAUGUCAAGCAACCACAAGGGGUUGAGCAAACAUCUUUGUUAAUUAAUCAUGCAUACCAAAAGAUUUUGAGGAGUGAGUCAACCAAUUCUCGAAAGGGGCUUAGCAAACAUCUUUGUCAGUCGACCUCCUAAACCAAACGAUUUUGAUGAGUCAACCAAUCACUUCUAGAAAGGGGCUGAGCAAACAUCUUUGUCAGCCAAUCACCCAUACCAAACGAUUUUGAUGAGUCAACUAACCACUUCUAGAAAGAGGCUGAGCAAACAUCUUUCUUAGUCAAUCUCCAAUGCCAAGUGAUUUUGAUGAAUAAACCAAUCACUUCUAGAAAAAUACAGAGCAAAUAUCUUUGUCAUCCAAUCACCCAUACUAAACGAUUUUGAUGAGUCAACCAACCACUUAUAGAAUGAGACUGAGCACAUAUCUUUGUCAAUGAAUCAACCACACCAAACGACUUUAAUGAGUCAACCAACCACUUGUAGAAAGACACAGAGCAAACAUCUUUAUUAAUUAAUCAACCAUACCAAACGAUUUUUAUGAGUCAACCAACCACUUUAAGGAAGAGGAAGAAACAUUUCUCAUAACUGACUGCUUUGAUCAGAUCAGCACCAUCUUUUUGAUUGACCGCAAAAUUCCAGGGGCUGUAUGCACGAAAAAAACCCGACGAUUUAGACUUACAUUUACACCGUCAGCCUACCAACUCCGGGUAUUCCAAUGUGAAGGGAAAACUCUGGCAUCGGAAAACGACGUUCAUGUGGAACUAAUUUUAACCCAAAGUCUGCUGUAAAGUUUCACAUUUAUUGACGAUAUUUACCACCUAUUGCAUAGACGGUCUGCGAAAAAUAACACAUAAUGACAGUCAACUGCACUGAGAGGCUUCGGUUUUGAAGAAAUUUAUUUUGUGACCUUAUUUUUAUUUGUAGAUAUAUAGCGUGAUAUAUUCCUUUACAAAAAUGUAUAUAUUACUUUCAUGAGACAUGUGGGCCAGUGAGCAUACAGUGCGCAGUAAAUUUACAUUAGGUCUUAUGUAUAUAGUGGGGGGCCACCUUGGUUAGCGCGCUAGCGCAGCGUAAUGACCCAGAAAUCUCUCACCAAUGCGGUCGCUGUGAGUUCAAGUCCAGCUCAUGCUGGCUUCCUCUCCGAGCGUACGUGGGAAUGUCUGCCAGCAACCUGCGGAUGGUCGUGUGUUUCCCCCGGGCUCUGCCCUGUUUCCACCCACCAUAAUGCUGGCGGCCGUCGUAUAAGUGAAAUAUUCUUGAGUACGGCGUAAAACAUUAAUCAAAUAAAUAGAUAAAUAAAUUAUGUAUAUUGUGUAAAUGUAUAGUUCUGCUAAUGAUUGCAAAAUGAACAGAAAACUAGAACGGAUGUAUUUAGCGAAUGACUCCCCUAUGAUGAUGGCAAACUGUUCGAAUGUUCAAAUUUCAAGUCUGGGUAAGUCUUCAGUUAUACGCUAUGCUCAUGUAUUGUUUGUUAUAUAAGGACCUCAAAUACAUGUACGAUACCCUAAUUCCUCUAAAGUUUGGGACAGAUAUUAGUAGUGUUGAAAGUAGAAU